ACAUAAACAAUGUUUGUAUCUCAAGAAAGGAUAUGCUGUCCCGGCUAGUAUGGGAUGGCUAUGGAAUGCUCAGGACGUACCGGGAAUGAAGAUAAAGAUAAGAAUAAGAAGAAGAAAAAGAAGGGUAGCAGACCGGGAGCCGAUUUGGGAGGUGGUGACUCGGAGCCCGAGGAACCACUGGAUCCUAAGCCAGCUUUGAAAGUACAGAGGAAAGGUGAUGUCUUUACUAUUCAGGUAAAUCCUUUAAAAGACUUAACAGAAAUAGCGCCAAAUGAAGAUCCAUACGUUGAUUGCGAUCCCAUGGUUUUUAAAAUAAUAAAAAAACGCAGUCCGGAGGAGCAAGCUAAAGUCGAGGCUCGCAGAAUGGUGAAAUUAAAAAAACAACGUGACGCCGAGAUCAGGAAAGCUUUAGCAGAAGCAGCCGAAGAUAUAUGCAAAUGUGCAUACAUGGAUGUGUAUUGCAAUGAUUUGACAGCUAUUGAUAAAGUUAUAGACAGUUGUCCAGCUUUUAAAGAACCAGAGUGUAUAUGCCAUGAGGAAUCUUUAAGUUCCCUCUCAAGCAAUGCAACAUGGGAUAUAGAAUACACUCCGCCAUUUGGUUGCUUCGACUUGGCGCCUAGGAAGCGGAAAAACUAUAUUCACGUUGAAACACAGUAUAAUUCAGCCGAUGCCGGAAUAGUUGAUUCGCCAAAGAUUAAGUGUAAGAGAUCUUAUACGUCCGUUAAGCCGAAGAAGAGACUGUCUAAAAAAAAUUGUUGUGGUUGCUCCCCAACCUUAAUUGGAGAUAACUGAUUUUAUUUGUGAUAUUUAUUGGUGACAUGACAAAUUAAAAAAGUGUGAUUUCUUUAGUUUGCUUCUAUUUUAGUUAAUUUAAUGCAAUUAAGUUAAAUUGCUUUAUAUUUUUUACAA
Messenger RNA from Galleria mellonella (greater wax moth), 909 nucleotides. RefSeq lists its product as uncharacterized. The record is from RefSeq and is a predicted model, not a curated record. NCBI's taxonomy places the organism in Eukaryota, Metazoa, Arthropoda, Insecta, Lepidoptera, Pyralidae. The transcript is spliced from 3 exons. Bases 55 to 792 code for a protein of 245 amino acids.